Coregonus sp. 'balchen' is the source of this 13576-nucleotide messenger RNA. The record is from the annotation of a GenBank genome assembly. NCBI's taxonomy places the organism in Eukaryota, Metazoa, Chordata, Actinopteri, Salmoniformes, Salmonidae.
CCGUUUAUUCAGUACAUUUCCAGAAAUGGAUGUAUUGGGAAAUUUGGAAGUCAGGUAAAUUAUAAUGCAUUGUUUUGUUCGUUUGGUUAUGCGUGGUGUAUCGUAGUUCACCUAAAAUUAUGUGUGUUCAUUCAGCCACCAUAGCAAAUGUAGUAGGCAAAAAUGCAUGGGGAGCUAGCUAGCUAUAUAGAGCCAGCCAACAAGUAACGUCUUCAGUCACUUAUGGUCUGUGGUAUUCACAGUGGUUUAGCGAGAUAAUUAGCUAGCUAGCUAGAUAAAUAAUGUAUCUAUAUUUUUCAUGAGGUUACCUGCCAGACAAACCAUUAAAGUUACAGCUGUUAUAAAUUAGGCUGCCAGCUAACGUUACAGUAACUAACUAAGUUACUAAGUACACUUAGAAAAAAUAGUUAUUCGUCUGUCCAACAAUGGUUCUUCAGUCUGUCCUCAUAGGAUAACAAUAUUUAUGUUCUAGGUAGAACCCUUUUUGGUUCCAGGUAGGAUCAUUUUGGGUUUCAUGUUCUACAUUAAACCCAAAAGGUUUAUAUCUGGAACCAAAAAGGUUCUACCUGCCUGGAACCAAAAAGCAUUCUCCUAUGGGGACAUCCGAAUAACCCGAAUAGCACCUUUUUUUCAUAAGAGUGUAGGCCAGUUUAGAAUGAAGCCUAGCCCCUUACUGAUGAGUACCCUAACCUGUGUGUUUUGUUUCUUAGGUGGACUCAGGGUUUGACAAGCCAAAAUGUUGAAUUUGUUGACAAGAAAACAGCCUGCUACAUUUGUGGAAAUUACAUAGUUUUCCUGAAUAUAGAGACGAAAAUGAGAAGUGUGCUGCAGUGUCCUGGUCGAGGUAUUGGUGCCUUCACAGCAAAUGGACAUUGCAGGACACUUGCAUUCUCCAACCAUAAACUAAAUCCCUCCAUAUUUGUGUACAACUACCCUGAACUAAUGCAGAAAAAUGAACUAAAGGGUAAGUCUUUAUCUGAAACAUUGACAUUAUUAACAUGAUUGAAGAGUUACAUUGCAUUAGCUAUUCAAAGACUUCCUCCAGUUAGCAAUAUUGCUAUAGCAUGUUCUCAUUUACAGGAACAGCCCAUAUAGACUACACAUCUCUGGCACUAAGUGAUGCUGGUCCUUAUUUGGCCUGCUGCUCAUCAAUACCAGACCAUACCAUAACAGUAUGGUAACUGAAACCACUCCACUUAAUAUCCUCCUAACACAUUCAUUUCAAUGACCUCUGUUUUGUACAUUCACUAUUUGUGGUAAUACCAUUAUGCUUUUUUGUAGGAACUGGGAAACUGGGGAUCCAAUUUGUAACCAACCACAGGCUGGAAAAGACAUCACCUCUUUAGUAUUUAACCCAAUGAACUGGCUCCAGAUUUGCGCUUUGAGUGCAUCGUCAUCCGUUACAGUUUGGAACAUUGAGAAGAGUGACAGAUUUCAUAUAAUGAAACCAAGGUAAUUGAGGUUAAUUGUAACUACAUAAAUGUUGGUGGUUAUAUCAAUAAUCACAAUUGAUACCUACAAUAAAUGUUAUCCUUGUAUUCAAUUUAAAUUGUAUGGGUACAUUUCAUGUGUUAUUAAUUGAUUAUUAAUUACAUUGUUUGUCAAUUUGUCAGUGUGAUAGAUCUCCCUGCGACUGAUGGCUGUCUGGUUGAGAGGGAGAUUAACCCGUCUCAUGUCCCCACUGGAAUACUCACCUACUUCGGACCUCAGAUGCCCACCUCAGCCAUCGCAGGACUUGCAGAAGAAAAGGCAGAAACUUUUGUGGUACUGUCUUCUUAACACCUCUCAACCGCAGGAACUAUUUGCACAUGUUUUGUCUCACUCUGUACGGAGUAGCCUAUGAAGAAAAAAAAAAUGUGUGCAGUUUUACUCCUCCCAAUCUCGAAACAAAUUCACUCCCUGUUUUCAAAGCCCAAAGAGCGCAUCAAGACCAGGCUAAGCCCUAGCACCAUCUGCUGGACAGCCUCAUCAGAGCUCUAUGUGGGCUGUCAGGAAGGCCACCUGCUGCAGGUUGACCCAGACUCUCUGGCUGUCUCUGUCCUCUUCAACCCCUCAGGUACACCCUGCUGUCUCAUAGCACUCUUUACUCUGGCCCAGGGGACCUGCUGUGCACUGGAUCUCACUCCAGCUGAGUAUCAGUCAGACACUCAUAUAGAUGUUCAUGGGGAACAAAAAAUGUACUGACAUUCACCAAUUUUAGAAACAUUGCCAAAAAGGCUCUUAGGUCAUAAUCUGUUUCAAUACUUGGUUAGAAUAAUUGUGCACUGACAUAUCACGUCAAUGAUCACAAUUAUAUGUGUAGUGUUAUAUUGCAUGUUCAUAUCAAUAUGAUAAAAUGUGUGUGCUUACUAUUGUUCAGCUGCAGAUGACAUUCCUGGGUUCCAGCAGGGUAGCUUCCAGAGCUUAGCCCUGCACAAGGAUGGACUGUUUGUGUCAGGAAAGGUAACAAUCUCUGCUUCUCACAUUGACUGGAGGAUGGAUACAUGAUAUUCAGUAGAAUGAAGUCUGGCUCUUAGAGUUCAACUUACUCAGAUGCAUUCCCAUUUGAUCUGUUAAACCACCUAUUUAGAGCCAACAACAACAUAUUCCAAAUUUAUAUCGAUUAAAAUAGGCUUUUCUAUUCUACAGGAGAAUGUGCUACGCUGCUUGAAAAUUAAGGGGAACCAAGUGGAGGUUACACAAACUUGGACAUUGGAGGAACCAGCCACAACCAUAAUAUAUUCUCCAGACUAUGAAACACUGCUGUUAACUUCCAGUACAGUGAGUGCAUACAUUGUACUGUAUUAUGGAUACAUAUAUAUUUCUAGGCUCUUGUUAUAGUAUGCUUUUGUGUUUUCCCAGGGGCGCAUCUACAGGUAUAAACGAUCCCAGUGUGAGAAGGUGGUGAAAGUCCUGGACGUUCUCAGUGGAGACUUUGUGGCAGCAGCUUCACUGUACACCGAUAAUAAUUUAUGUGUGGUAAGAGAUCAUUGAUGUCAUGUUUAACUGAUGUAAAUGUUUUGUAAUGGAUCCUCAUUCAUAAUAAUGUUGGCGUUUCUCUCCUCGUUACAGUCAGUGAGGGACUCAGGAGAGUUGCAGCUGUGGUCUCUAGAUGCUGGCUUCUGCGUCGGCUCUAUAUCUCUUCAAGUAAAGGUUAGUAGUCAUUAAAUUACAAUAGUAUUAGGGCAGCUAUGCUAAAUAAUAUAGUAAUAAGUAGGCGUAGUCAAUUGUGAAUUUUGCUUGUUACAGUAUUUAAGUGAAAAGUCUAAUGUAAAGUUCAUGGACAAUAGAACAAUAAAAAAAAGAACAUUCAAUCAACUACUAUUGUGUCUAGGUGACCAGUUUGGCCUGCUGUCCGAUUGCUCAAUAUGUUGCCGUGGGAACAGUGUCGGGGCAUGUCCUGUUCAUUGAGCUGACCAGGGAGCAGCAGCCCCGUCUGGUGCACAGGGUUCACCUCUACUACACUCCUGUGGACCACCUACUGCAAGUAUCUCCAAUGGGUUUACUGUUGUUCUUUGUGUUUUGUUUGUCCUUAUUGUCAAAUGUUAAAGAGCCUUUCUAAGUUAUCGGUGUUCUUAUAGUAAUGUUGGAUUUCAUAUUGUUUUUGGUUUACAGUUUUGAUCAAGGAGGAAACUUCCUUAUCACUGGUGCCUCGGAUGCAAAUAUAUAUGUAUUGAAUGCAAGGGCUUCCAGAGUGUUUGAGGUAAUCGGAUACACAGGUACAUUAUUGCUCUACUAAAGUCCAUAUAUGUUUCCCCUGGUAUUUCUUUAACUAAUUUCAACCCAUUACGUUUGAUUAAAGCAGUGUUGUUUUCUCCAGGUGCUAAAGGAGCCAUCGUGUCCCUGUCCACCCAGUACAGCCGGGACAUUAAGCAGGUCAAACUGCUGGCUCUGUGUGCUGGAGAGAAGGACAUAGGCCGGGGGGAGGGCAGUCUGCUUACACUGCUCACUCUGCCUGUGCAGGAGCUCACAGGUACUGACUGGGCUGUGUGUGUGUGUGUGCAUGUCCACAGAAAGAAACUGUCGUUAAUCAUCCUGCCUGACUUUGGAUCUGUUCCAUUUUAAUUUCACACCUGUCUCUGUUUGAUUCCUGUAUUGACAUGCUGGAACUGAGAUGGAAUGGAAUGUGUGUGCUGCUGUUGGUUUGCAGGGGCAGGAGUGUGUGCAGACCUGAGAGGAUGUCUGUCCAAUAAUGUCCUACAGAGGUGCACAUAUGAGGUCCCUCACGCACUCAGCUCCUCUGCCCUGGGAGCCAAUAAGAUCUUUGGCUACUGCCAAAAGAGGAAAACUCUCCAGAGAUUCCAGCUACCUGAGGUAAGGUCCCAUGCAUUACCUGACUGACUUGUGUUUAAAACCCAAAACAUCUUAUAUCUAACAUCUGACCAUUUGUUGAUGUUGAUUGGUUUGCUGUUGAGUUUUUCUUAAAUUUGACACAAUACCAAUAACAUUUGCAUAAACAUAACACAGUAAACGUGCCCACUGUGCCAUGUCUGUCUCCCAGAGCACAGAAAGGUCCUCUGACCAGGAAGUGGUCCAGUUGACCCCAGAGAAGGAGGUGGAUGGUCACCCUAUGGGCCCCGCCUCCGUCCUCCUGUCGCCCCAUCAGUCUUGGCUGGCCUCAGUGGGCCAAGACGGACUGCUGCGCAUCCGGGAGAUCUCCAGUCUGGUACGACCUUGUUUCACUUCAGGCUUUGCAUGUUAUAUUGAACAUAACAUGCAGCUUUAUAGAACUCAUUUUAAAUAUACUGAAGAAAAAAACAGUAUUGUAUUAUACAUGUAUUAUUGUUCUUAAGAGAGUGAAUCUCAAAAGAGGAAAUCUGUGAGAACAAAAGAUUGAUGGAAACACAUUAUCUUUGUGUUAUAACCACUCAUAAUGCUAUUAACCUGAGUAUGUUGUCAUUGUCAUGUACAGGACCGAUAUGUUCAGAUGCAGUGCCACUCGUGUUGGCUGGGAGGGGUGAGGACAGUGUCCUUUACCUCAGACAGUCAGACAUUGAUCACUACAGGCCUGAAAGACGGCUCUAUGGUCUGUACAAGACUAAGGUAAAUCAAAGGGGAAAAGUCUGAAUGCAAUGCAGCUUUGAACACCAGAGAGCACUGUAGUUCAUGUAGAUGUGAAAUUUGACACCAGCUGGACUUACAGUAUUAACAUUCAAAGAUUAUUAGAUCAUUCUAAAACAUUUCACAAUUUCUACUAUAACAAGGAUAACCUUUCUCUCAUUAUAAUGCAUUGGACUACUUUUCUUUGUAUGACAUUUUAUUCUCUCUGUAUUCCAUGAAGGCUGAAAAUGGCCGGUGUUGGCAAAGCGAAUGCAGCGACACAGUACAGCCAGUCUAUAGCCAAAUACCAGGAGAGUGUGAUGACAUCAGAGAACCCUAUUCUCAGUAGGAUGGCUGACUGGGACCCAGAGGCCCUGUCCCCUCCUGGGUCAGCAGAUCUACAUGGAGCAGAGGUAGCCUAGGUUACCAUUCAUAUGUUGGAACAGGUCUCUCUUGAAAAAUAGAUUUGAUCUCAAUGAGAAAAACCUGUAUAAAUAAAGGGGAAGUUGGGGGCAUCUUAAUUGCGGAGAACGGGCUGGUGGUAAUGACGAGCGGAAUUAGUGGAAUGGUAUCAAAUACAUCAAACACAUGGUUUCCAGGUGUUUGAUGCCAUUCCAUUUUCUCCAUUCCGGCCAUUAUUAUGAGCUGUCCUCCACUCAGCAGCCUCCUGUGAUUCAUAUAGAUUUGACAUCCUCCAUCUUCACUUACGUCUCACUGCGCCAGCUAAAUACACCCAAGUUGACGCUAUUCACACAGGGCUUGUCCUUUGCAUCAGUGUAAUGAAAAUCAUUUCAGAUCAAUCAAAUCUUCUGUUGUCAGAUAUGUGACGUUUCAUAUUCACACAUGAAAUUGAGUUCAUUUGUUUGUCCUCACCUCCUGUCUUUAGGCCAGUGAUAAGCGACAGAUAGUUGAUUUGACGGAACAGGAUGAGAGCUCCACCAACCUACCCUCAGCCACAGCCUCAGACUCCACCUGGCUGGACAACAAGCUGGAAGCGGUCAGUAACACUGCUGAAGAGCUUUAGUCACAAAACGUUAUUGUAUUCAGGGUUUACUGUGUUUUUUAUCUCAAAGUCAAGUGUCAAGUCCUAUUGACCUAUCGUGUGAACAAAGUUUAAUCCAACUGAAAGACUGGAUGUGAUACUUUGUACUCAGCUUCCCCCCAGUACUGAUGGGGGAAACAUUGAUGUUGCCCUUGACAAAUCCUUCUAUACCUGAUUCACAAAACAGCUGUGUUGCUGUUGGCACAUUCUUCCUGGGUGAUGGCGACAUCUUAAUGAACUUAAUCCGUUGUAGUGUGAAAAGAUCAGGCGCAGAUUGGGAGCAAGGCAGAUAAACAUUUAGGAGAUUGUAGAUAACACCAAACUGAUAUCAAAGGUUUGGCAUUCAUUGUGUUGUGGGUUUGUACAUUCUAGUUCACAGUUGGUAAGAUAACAUGAAACAGCCAUAGUUGGGUACCGUUCAGCCACUGUGCCAUCACCUGCUUUAUUAUUUGUGUGGUGAUGUGUUUGAUUCCAUUCAAGUCCCAUCAUGUUGAGUAUUGAAGGAUUUAGUAGGGUGUAAUUUGAUAUCUGAUGUAUUGUGAAAUAUAUGAUAACAGUUCUGGUGAAAGUCAGUGUUGACAGAUAUGCUGGCAAAACAAUGUACUGUUUUUCAGGUAGUCCUGAUAAAUGUAUCCACUGAUAUGCUUUGAGUAUGGGGGCACUAAACAGAACACCAAAUUGUCCUCAGACAAUACACACAUCUUGCUACUACCACUAUACUGUCCACAGGUUAUCAAUGAGGAGAUCCAGCAGUUUUCACAGACGAAGAAAAGCCUGAGGAAAAAUAUCAAACAGUUGCGUGACACAGUAAGCAGAGCUCUCAUCCUGUUUUUAAAAACGUUUCUUUAUGAAUCAUGCAUAAGUGUAAAAUUAGACACAAUAUAAUCAAAAUGCUAAUGGCUAAUGUGACCAUGUCGUCGGCCCCAGAUCCAGGCGAUGAUGCGUGAGAACGAGACGCUGCCUGACAUGGAGAAGCUGGAACAGCAGGAGUUCAACCUGGAUGUAGAUGAGCAAAAGAGACUGCAGGCUGAGGGGGAGCAGGAGGUCACCAGGGUAAAACACACACACACACUCACGCACACUCACACACACAUACACACACACACAGAGAGUGAGAUAGUAUUCUUAAUGACUCCCUUUCAGGUCCGAAAUGAGAUUGAGUUGGAGAACCUAGCCAAGUGCUACCUGCGUGAUGUCCUUAAGAGAGAAUGCUGGGAUUCCAUGAAGGUCAAAGGGCAAGCUAUCAAGGUAACUUGAGUCCACAACCAAAAUGGAGAUGGUUUUCAAAGGUGCAGCAACAGAUAUCUUUUGAGACUGUGUGUUUUGUUGGCUUUACCUUAGGCCUUCCACUCUGAACACGAGGUGAAGAACUACCCCAUGAAGGAGCGGACACAGCAGGAGCUGGAUGAACUUCAUCGAGUGGAGAGUGUGAGGAAGAUUGAACGGGCUGACAGUAAUGUGAGUUCGAAUGGGCUGUAUGUCCCUUUAGUCACAAUGCAAUUGCUAGAGAUUUUGCCAAUUUUGCACACCUUCAUUGGCAAUAGCCCCAAGCAAUAUGUUUAGUUUAUCACAUGCCACUCAUCCUCUGCCCAAACACCCUAGCUCCAGCAGGAGAUUCUAGAGAAGAAGAGCAAGACCACGACGGAAGAAGAGGAGGAGGAGGAAGGCCGUGAGAUGGAGAGUGCUUCCCUCACAGGUAGCCUCAGUGCCCAGUAUGGAGGCUCAAACCCCUACCUCUACAAUCAGUUCAACCUGCAUAUCAGAGAGCAGAAGAUCAACCAGAUCACUUUGCUACAGGUAAACAAACAGUUUGGCAAUAUGUACUAGGAUUUUAAUAACCAAUGUAUACAUAUUCAGCAUUUAAAGGGCAAUUCCACCACUUUUCAACCUCAUAUUCAUUAUCUCCAACACAUACCAGUGUCUACAUAUGUGAAAACUGCAUUUCUAUGCUCUGUGGUUGAAAAGAUAAGAAGAAAGGUUCUUAAAAAAUCCAGGGUAGGAUUAAAAGUAAAAAAAACUAUGAUUUUCAAGACCUGUAACAAGUUUAUUUUUGACAGAGGCAGGGUAUUUUCUUGCUCCCCAUGUCACCAUGAAUCUCAGUGUUUGAAAAUCAUACUUUUUUGAUGAUGUCAUCUUUUGAUGUCAUCAGGUAUAACUUUUUUACUUGAAAUAAUUUUACUACAAAACAUAGAAACACACCGUUUUCACAUAUGUAGACACUGGUAUUGUGCUGGAUAUAAUGAAUAUGAGGUUGAAAAGUGGUGGAAUUGCCCUUUAAUGAUACGUAUUAUUAUUUCGCAUUUAAUAACCAAAUUUAGUUUAGCUAAGUAUUUCACCAAAUUGUUUAUAACAGCCUCCUUCUCCAUUUGACCUCUCACCUUCACUCACACACUAGGAUGUGAUCUACAAAGUGAAGACAGCCUUUAACACAGACUUUAAGGGGGUGCACAAGCAGAAGGAGCAGGAGAUCAACCGAGUGAAAGAUAAGAAUCGACGCAUCAUGGAGAUCAUGUCAGAGCUGGACCUGAAGAGGAAGCUGUGGGAGCCCAGCCUGUCUGACAACGAGCAGCCAGAGAGGGCACUGUCUGUGGAGGACUCUGAGGUUACACUUGAAACUGUUUUUUUUGUUAUUAACCUACUUUAAUGGUUUGGAUUUCCAUCAAAACACAAGUUACUGCACAUCAAAUUAUGACUUAUGAAUCCGUCUCCAGAUUCAAUUUGAAAAGUACCUCACCCCAGAGCAGAGAAAAAAAGAGGAGGAGAAGAGGAAAGCGGAGGAACAAAGACGGCAGGCGGCCAAGGCACUGUAUCACUAGCUUCCUACCUUUCCCUCUCCCAAAUCAAUCUUUCCCAUCUCCCACUUAUUAAAUGUUUACUCUUAGGGAUCAUUCUAACAGCCGAUAAACCAUUACUAACCCAAGCAAGGUCUUACUCACUAACUGAUCAAUUGUGAAAACUGUGAGCUGUUUUCUUAAUAAAAAUACAGUGUGAAUUGAUGUUAUUCACUUGGGUCCCCAUUGAAACGGACAUUCUGGUUCUCCUUUUUUUCUUAGAGUGACAAUAUCAGAGAGAGAGCUCUGGAUGAAAUGAUGGGUGGAGUACUCGAGCUAAAAAAAGAGGACAUCUUGAGAAUGGUAUGGUGGUGGUCAAAAUGAACAAAUCUGAAAUAUAUAUAUGAAUUGAAUAUCCAAUAUUAAUUAACAUUUAAUACAUCUACAGUUAACAUGAUAAACAUUUAUUAAACGUGAUUGUCCUGAAGAAAGGUAUUUGAAUUACAGAUUGUAGAGAAUGUGUUUGAAUGUAUUUUCUGACCCUGUGCUUUUCUACAUGCAGGACGUGCCUCAGCCUGAGUUCAUUGUAUCCAAACCGGACAUUCAGUGGACAGAGGAAGAGAAAAAGAUCUAUAAAGAGUAUGAGAAGAAAGCCAAAGAACUGAGCGAGGAACAGGAGAAGUACAGAAAGGUGGGAUUUUUUUGUGAAAACGUCUGCUUUUCAAUGUUGUAUUCAAAAUAAAUAUACCAUCAUAAUAGGACCCUGACUUUAUAUACUACACAUGUUCAGUUGCCAUUCUUGUUCCAGACUCUGGAAGCUGAAAUGAAGAAACUACAGACGUCCAUCAUGGACACCACUCAGGGGUUUGAUGAAACCUUGACCAAGCUCUUUGAGAGGAAGGUGAAAUCUGAGAUGGUUAUAUACCAGGUAAGACAGCACAUACACACACACACAGAGAUCAAGUUGGAUUUAAUGAAACAAAUAUACAGUACAUUCCAUAUGCCAUUGUUGUUUUCUUGCUAUGUUGUUUUGUAGGAAGAGCUCAAGAUUACCAAUCUAGUUCACUCCAUUCUGAUAGAGGAGGAGGUUUGCAAUAGAGAGAGAGAGCUCAGCCUCAAGCUAGAAAAAAAAAGGGUCUACAAGGUGAGAUGUCAUUAUAUUCAUGCCAGUGGAGGCUGUUGGGAGGAGCUAUAGGAGGACGGGCUCAUUGUAAUGGCUGGAAUGGGAUCAAUGGAACGGAGUCAAACUUGUGGUUUCCAUAUGUUUGAUACCGUUCCAUUCAAGCCUUUACAAUGAGCCCACCCUCCUAUAGCUCCUCCCACCAGCCUCCUCUGAUUCAUGCUCUAUUUGCUAAGUAUCUUUCUCAUGGAGAAGGGAUUUACAAUGGUUGGGUUCACAGGAGGUUGGUGGCACCUUAAUUGGGGAGGACAGGCUUGUGGUAAUGGCUGGAGCGGAGUGAGUGGAAUGGUAUCCAACACAUGGUUUCCAUGUGUUGGAUGCCAUUCCAUUCGGACAAUUCCGGACAUUAUUAUGAGCCGUCCUCCCCUCAGCAGCCUCCUGUGGUUGGGUUAGAGAUAAUUUUGUGUUAGCUAUGCAUAUCUGUAUUAUAUAAAACCAUAUUAUUACACAUUCCAGUAAGAUAUUAUCCUGUUGCUCUGUCUUAGACUGAUGUGUUUUGCAAGCGCUAACAUGUGUGGCAUCUUAAUCGGUUUGCCUUCAAGACUGUUUUUGUGACUUCCUGUACUUUGCGUUCCCAUCUCUUAACAUCCCUUAUUCUCCUGACAGAAUGAGAUUGGAGAAGAGCUUAAGAAGCACAAAGAGGAUGUAGAAAUGUUCCGGGAGACCUACGACAAUGUUGUGGCCGAGGACAAAGUACGACUGGCAGUAGCACGUCUACUAUCUCAUGUCAGAUACUAUUCUACACUUGUUCUUGGGUACUAUCUGACAUAUUGUGUAUCCCUAGCUUCUUGACAGGGGAUUCAGGAAGGAGUUCUUUGAUGUCCCAGGCCAUGUUGUUGAUCAGCUGUACAAGCUAUACAAGCGCAGACCCAGGUACCGCAUAAAAAAGUGAAAGGAGUACAAUGUCAUAGUAUCUUCAAUACAUACUGUACAUACAGUUAAGUUGCCAUUCAGGUUUUUAGAAGAGGGUGCAACAUCCCAGUACACUCUUGCCCAGGGUCCAGAGGAUGAGGACCCAGGCAGACAACAGUACCAGCCCCUUUAAAGAGCAGCCCCUGCCGGGCCCAGUGGCAGCAGAGGGUCUCUGUCAGAUGAUGAAGGCCAUGGAGGAGCUGGACGCUCCAGAGAACAUGCCUGAAAGCCUAGACCCGUCUGUGUGGGAGAGGUUCUGCCUGGCCCGCAGAGCCAAAGUUGAGAGUGAGCAGCAGGUAAUGGAAAACCAGCCAGGGGACAAGUGAGGUAGUCUGAGGAAAUGUUAGUGGCAGUAUAUGCAUUUCCUCGUCAUUAAUGUUCUCCAACACCUUGAAACCUACAGUAUAUUUAAUAGAAUAUAUAAACCUACUUUACUUACUGGGUAAAGUGUUAUGUAACGCAGGAUACAUACAGAAUGUGGAACAGAGAAUGAGAGAUUGGAUCCAGUUAAUUAUCCCAUUUUGUGGAACAUAGUAGUUCUAGUUCAUUUCCCUUUCUUUGUUAUUUCAAAGUCAUCUUUUGUGUCGUGUCCUCUUCAGGUGAAAGUUAAGGCUUUGACUCUGGCUGAAAUGCAAGCUUUUCUGCAGAAGAGGACCGAUGAGGAUGAGAGUGCAAGACUGGAAAUGAAAAGUCUCAUGGAUGAUAUCAAUGGGUAAGAGUGUCAUACCGUGAGAGUACAUCAAUUAUAUUCUUAAAAGCACAGUACAUUUUCCACUAAACACAGAAAUGUUUCCGCCCCAUUAAUCUUUUGAACAUUUUAUACAGGUGUAGUCUCUUUUAACAGCUGUGUGUCUGAGCGCCAAUAAGCUUUGCACACGAGGCUAAUUCAGGAGUGAUUCAUUGACAGCUCAUGGUCUUUAAAUUCUUGAUGUCCCCAGGCUACGAGAGGAGAAGAUGCGUUUCUGCCUGGACAUAAUGGUUCAGAUCCUGAUCAAGCAGGGCCAGGUGGAGGUGGAGAAUGGAGACUUCAUUGCUGACUACUCUGACUCUCUGCUGCUCCAUAAGAGUGUGGUGGAGGACCUCAACGGGACCAUCAGGGUGAGACCCAUAGACAUUCGUUAUUCAUUUACCUGAGCAGAGUCCUGCUAACACUGUAGCAUAAGUUUAACAUUUGUAAAUGGGGAAAACAAGGCAAAAUGGGUCAUAAGGAACUCCUCCACCGAUGAGAUGCAUAGGUCCUAGGCUAUGUAUUGACCUGUGCUCCUCUGUCAGGCUCUGGGAGAGCAGAAGAUAGCCAGCAUGGUGGAGUGCAAGGACUUCCGUAAGGGCAUCAUCCAGCAGGAGUGGGAGCACAAGAGGAUGAGGAUGCAGAAGGAGGACCUGAACAACAAAGCCAGGGACAUCCAGAUGCUGCGCGUCUCUCAGGAGCUGCAGGAGGUACGCUAAGGCUUACCAUGGGAGAUGUCUCCCUGGAAAAAUAGUUUUAAUUGCAAAGGCAUCCAUGUGAUAGAAACCUGUGGUCUGGUUAGCUCAGCUGGUUUGAGCAAAAUGCUAGCAACACCAAAGUUGCAGGUACAGUACAUGUAUGAACCCUCUAUAGGCCACAAUACUUCUCAUUGGCUGUAAUGUAGGUUACUCUGGAAAAGUGUGUCUGCAGUGUAACAAAAUGUAAAAUACCUGCAUUGCCUCUUCCACAUGGCCAAAAACCAUUGACAUAUCAAAAAUACCCUGAACCACUACACCUGUUUUUGAUAUAAAAUGAUCAACCUGCUUUUUUGUUCUGACAUUUGACAGUGAGAGCUUUGUAUCCGUCGGGGGACGUAAACGUUAUCUAGAAUCAAAUCAAAAAUGUUUUUCCACACAAAUUUAGAGAUCAUUAUUUAACAAAGCUUUUUUGCCCCCCAGUAUCUCAGUGAGACGGAUCAUGACAACCGCAUGUCAAAGCAGGUUUCAACUCUGGAGAAAACAAUAACAUUACAGGAAAAGGUAAUGUGAACAGAGUUAAUAUAAUAUCAUAGAUUACAUAUUAAUUUCACUGAAUUGUCAACAAAUGUAUUAAAGUGCUAACAUAUCAGCUAUAAUGCUUUUGUGUAUUUCAAAGACUCACCAAAAGAAUGUGCUGAAAUGUAAGAAGUUGAUCAAGCAGCUGAACAGACAGGCAGCAAUGAAGGCAGCGAAGAAUACUGCUCUGGAUGAGCAGCUGACCAACAUGCAAGUGACUGUGGCUGAGAGGAGACACAUCUAUGAAGCCAUAGGUACUGUAAAUUUCACUGCAGUAGAUGUUUACAUAAUUUUAGGUACAUCAUUACUUCAGUUGUGAUGUUAUCAGUAGCUUUAGGUAUCACUGUGUACAUGUGGUGGAUAUUGUUCCAUUGCAUUGUUGUUUUUAACCCCUAACUGGCCCCUUGAUGCCUCAUUUCAUAUAACACUUCCACUGAAUCAUCUAAUGAACUGUGAUGCUAUUUGCUGCUCUGCUCAGCCAUGGAGGAGAACCAGGAGAGUGAGGCAGAGGAGAGGUACCAGGAGAUCAUCCAGAGGAAGAAGCUGGUGGAUCUAGCCAGGGCCCAGGCUGACGAGGUGGCUAUCCUCAGGGCAGAGGUGGAACGCAUGAGGAUGAAGUCCUUCCCCACUCUCGCUCAGCUAAAACACAAC